This is a messenger RNA of Cutaneotrichosporon cavernicola, 1296 nucleotides long. RefSeq lists its product as uncharacterized. NCBI's taxonomy places the organism in Eukaryota, Fungi, Basidiomycota, Tremellomycetes, Trichosporonales, Trichosporonaceae. The coding region runs from base 1 to 1296 and encodes 431 amino acids. The transcript has 2 exons. Gene Ontology annotation, biological process: macroautophagy. The record is from RefSeq and is a predicted model, not a curated record. Gene Ontology annotation, cellular component: fungal-type vacuole membrane.
AUGAGGCUCGCCACACUAGUAUUUGCACCGCUGGCGCACGCGUUCGUGAUCCCCUUCGAGUGGGAUGUACGCUGGACCACGAAUGCGGUCGAGAGCGUUCUCGGUGAGAAGCAGACGAUUUGGAAGAUGAUCAAGGACGAUGACAAGUACACGCGCAUCGUGCGGAUCCUCGAGUUUGAGGGCUCGGUCAAGAAGGAGCUCGACAAGGAUGCGCUUAUAACGUUCUUUGCGCCGAACAAUGAGGGUCUUACUCCCCCGAAACACCGCACCGAGGAAGUACCCUCGCUCUCGUAUGUCGCUCAAGCCCUAGACGAGGAGCCGUGGCUGCUCGACGACGGCGGUGACGACGACGACGAUAAGGAUAAGAAGAGGCGCCGCAAGAUCCUGAAGCGCAUCGCACACGCCGUGCUCAAGUACCACAUUCUGCCGGAUUCGCACGACGCAGCGUCCCUCGCGCAGAACAGCACGAUGGCGACAACGCUCCACCCGCAUGACGGGAGCGCGGACGGCCUAGCCCGCCGCAUCCAUAUUGGCAAGGAGCUUGUCCCUCCUGGAAUCAGCAUCAACUUCUAUGCACGGGUCAAGAGCUCGGCCGGGGCGUCUAACGGGCAGGUGCACGAGCUCGCGCACCCUCUCUUCCCGCCCGCGUCGGUCUUUGACGAGAUGUUCAUCGCGUCGCGCUGGCUCUCGACUUCGACGUCUGCGAUCCAGCGCGUCGGAGGGGCCAAAUACCUCGAGUGGGGGUAUGACCGGGAGAAGAGCAAGCCUGGGAAGCCCGUGUUCUCGGGUACGCCUCUGACAACGUUCUUCGCUCCGUCGAACCAGGCGUGGAACUGCCUCCCACACCGCCUGCACCUGUUCCUCUUCUCCCAGUUUGGACGGCACGCGCUGCGCAAGCUCCUCAUGUACCAUGCUGUACCGCAUACGCUCGUGCACGCCGAACUGGUUCACCACGCCGAGCACAAGAAGGCCGAGGCUGAGCUUGGCUCAUUGAACGACCCGAGCUUCCGCCACGAAUUCGAGGUCCACUCUGCCCUCGGCUCACCACUCAAGAUCGUCGCGGAAAAGAAACGCGUCCUCCCCAUCGAAGGGGCUGUCGUCACUUCCAUGACUGUCAACGGGGUUAGCGUCAAGGUCCUAGACGUAGUCGCCUCGAAUGGAGCGUGGCAUAUCCUCGACAAGGUCCUCUGUCCGCCACACAAGCACAAGCCGCAUAUGGCCGACACUGAUCCCUGGGAUGACUGGGAGGACUGGUUCCUUACCUGGGCGGAGGACGCCCGCAUCCAGGGAUGGUGA